This is a messenger RNA of Hyla sarda, 6045 nucleotides long. RefSeq names its product latent transforming growth factor beta binding protein 1 (gene LTBP1). Bases 324 to 5249 code for a protein of 1641 amino acids. The transcript is spliced from 34 exons. Gene Ontology annotation, molecular function: calcium ion binding. The record is from RefSeq and is a predicted model, not a curated record. Lineage: Eukaryota; Metazoa; Chordata; Amphibia; Anura; Hylidae.
AGAAGCCGCACUCGUGUGUACGGGGCUGGCAGCUCGGCACAGAAGCCCCUGAUCUGCCCCCUUCCUCCUCCUCCCACUCUCCGCUGUCCCCUUGUCCCGGAGCAGAUAGCCCCCUUUAUUCCUUCCCUCCACUUCCAGUCAUGCCCGCUGGCUCCUCACAGCUGCGCUGAACUUUUCCUGGGACAAGAGGAGUUUCUUUCUUGGCUGAAGAGCAGCGGCGGCAGUAGCGGAGGAGGAGGCGGUGCAGAGCCGAGGAGAAAGAAGGCUCCCUCCAUCCAGAGAUCACCUCCAGCGGUAGUACUGUGCGAGAGCCGGCCGCCUCUAUGGCUGACUACAACAGGUGGGGAGUUGUACUGUGCGCCCUGCUCUCAGCAUCUGCCGUGCUGGCCAAUAUAGAGAGAGUGCGGAGGGUCACGUAUGUGGUGCAGCCGGGACCCCCGGGAAUCUACCACCAGCAACCUGUGCCCAUGGGCAGGAGCAGCCUGGUACUGAGCGGCAGCAGCAGCGCCCAGGAGCGGAGCCGCAGGAUGAGCAGAGUCGGCUCCAGCCCCAGUGUGGUGCAGAGACAGCAGACCGGGGAGAAGGCGGCGGCUACCGGCACACACAGCCGCCAAUACUCGUUCACACGGAGCGGUAUGCAGCAGGACGCCCCGAGGACCCCCAGCCUACAGCACAAGCUGCACCUCCAGGGAGUUAAUGUCUGUGGGGGAAAGUGCUGUCAUGGCUGGAGUAAGUCUUCUGGGUCAGAACGAUGUACAAAGCCAAAUUGCUCUCCACCAUGCCAAAAUGGUGGAAUGUGUCUUCGGCCACAUCUUUGUGUUUGCAAACCUGGUACUAAAGGAAAAGUUUGUGAAGAGAGAGCAACCCAAGACACGUCUUCUACAGGUACACAAAGUCAAGGUGCAGGGGCUCCAGCCCCUCCUGUACGACCGAUUCCUCAACUGGCAGCUCCACAGUCAAUGCCAAAGAAGAUUCCAGCAUCUCCCGAAUCCGCUCAAGGGCAAGUGACACUAGCACUCAGGCAAAAACCACAAGUCAUCGUAUCUCAGCCUCAGAUGAUACCACCACAGACUUUGACCAUGAACCUCCAACAUGGACAGACACAGCAGUUCAUGAUCAAACCAAAGUACUUCUCUAACUCCAAGAAAGUUCUCCUGGGUGAACAGUCCACAGAAGGAUCACUACCUCUCAGAGCAAAUGGUCUGGACCAUCUCACGUCCCAAUUACAUCAUUUGGGGAACCAGACAGGGCGCAUCAAGGUGGUCUUCACACCCAGCAUUUGCAAAGUGACCUGUACCAAGGGCCGCUGUCAUAACAACUGCGAGAAGGGAAAUACAACCACGCUUAUUAGUGAAAAUGGUCACGCUGCUGACACACUGACUUCCAGUAACUUCAGAGUAGUGAUUUGUCAUCUUCCUUGCAUGAAUGGAGGCCGAUGUGCAGCUCGAGACAAAUGCCAAUGUCCACCUAAUUUUACCGGCAAACUCUGCCAUAUACCAGUGCAGAACGGAAAUGGACAAAAACAGUACACACAUCAGCAAAAUUCAAUAAAGUCAACAGGAUCUCAUGUCAUUCAUUCUACUCACACUUUACCACUUACUGUAACAGGACAACAAGGCAUAAAAGUUAAUUUCCCCCCGAACAUGGUUAACAUCCAUGUGAAACAUCCACCAGAGGCUUCUGUCCAAUUUCACCAAGUGUCUCGAGUUGAAAGUUCCUCUUCCACUCAGAAAAAAGACAGUCAAAUAGGACAAACACACGUGUCUUACCAUGGAGUCCAGAAGCAUCAAUUACCUCAUGCUGUAUACCCACAUCAGCAGACUGUAUCCAACGUGUACCCAGUUUCAGCAAAGACCCAACUUGGCCGAUGCUUCCAAGAAACCACUAAUACUCAGUGUGGAAAGCCACUGCCGGGACUUUCCAAACAAGAAGAUUGCUGUGGAACAGUGGGCACCUCCUGGGGCUUAGGCAAAUGCAUGAAAUGUCCAAAGAAAGCUACUCAACCGAGUACCCAGUACAUGGAGUGCCCUCAAGGCUACAAGCGUAUAAAUGCUACAUUUUGUCAGGAUAUUAAUGAAUGCUACAUGCAAGGUGUAUGUCCUAAUGGGGAAUGUCUUAAUACAAUGGGCAGCUUUAGAUGUACUUGUAAACAAGGGUUUGUUCCAGAUCCCACGUAUUCAUCUUGUGUGCCUGAAAAUCUUAUAAUAGAGGAGAAAGGUCCUUGCUACCGUCUGGUCAGUAUCGGGAAGCAAUGCAUGCAUCCACUGUCUGUUCAGCUCAGCAGGCAGCUCUGUUGUUGCAGUGUGGGCAAAGCCUGGGGACCCAACUGCGAAAAGUGCCCUGUACUUGGAACACCGGCUUUUAAGCAAAUCUGUCCUGGCGGUAUGGGCUAUACUGUUCCAGUGCUCCGGGGUCCACAUUUUCCAAGAACUGUGCAGCCUCCAAUUAGAACCACACUUCAGCCAGUCAUAACAAGGGAAGAACCUGUAGAAGCUCUCUCAGUUUCCCAUGGAAAUGAAUUGAAUGGAAGAGAUGAUGCUCCCACAGCUACAGAUCAGGACUUUGACCAAGGACAACGUCAACUUUCACCUGGAAUUUCUACAAUAAAAUUAGAUCCUCAGUAUCCAGUUGUUGUUGAAAAAUCAUCUCCACCUGUGCCUGUAGAAAUAGCCCCUGACGUUUCCAAGUCGAGUGAAAGUCAAGUUAUUGCCCCAACCCAAGUUACAGAAGUCAAUGAAUGCAUAGUGGACCCUGAUAUCUGUGGAGAAGGUUUCUGUGUCAACCUACCAGUUGGAUAUCUGUGUGUCUGCCAUGAAGGUUACAAGAGGAAUGAAAAUCAGACCAAAUGUAUUGAUAUAAAUGAGUGUGUAGAAGAUCGCAGUCUUUGCCCAAAUGGUCGUUGUGAGAAUACAGAUGGAAGUUAUCUAUGCAUUUGUUCAGCCGGAUAUAUGGCUAAUGGACGGGGAACAGACUGUGUCGAUGUGGACGAGUGCUUGAAACCAGAUGUGUGUCCAGACGGGCUUUGUAUCAACACUGUUGGAUCAUUCCGCUGCCACUACUGUGACCCUGGAUUCCGCAUGAAUAGGGUACAACAGUGUGAAGAUAUUGAUGAAUGCUUGGUACCAACCACAUGUCCAUAUGACAAAUGUGUGAAUAACCCUGGGUCGUUCGCAUGUGUGCCUUGUCCUGAUGGCUACAGAGGAUCUAAUGGGAGGUGCUAUGACAUCGAUGAAUGCCAAGAAGACACUUUGCUGUGCAAUAACGGGGACUGUUCCAAUCUGGAGGGAUCAUACAUGUGCACGUGUCGGACAGGAUAUGAAUCAACCUCUGACAGCAAACAGUGCAUUGAUAUUGAUGAAUGUCAGCUGGGUAGUUUAUGUCUGAAUGGCAAAUGCCAAAACAUUGAAGGUUCCUUUUUGUGCUCCUGCAACCAAGGCUAUAAGUUAAGUCCAGCUAGGGACAGAUGUGAUGAUAUUGAUGAAUGUCAGGAUACAAGUCUGUGUGGUCAUGGUCAAUGCAGGAAUUCCAGGGGAUCUUUCGCAUGUAUAUGUAAUGAUGGCUACAAGUUGUCUGCUGCUGGGGACCAAUGUGAAGACAUAGAUGAAUGCCAGGAGCUGGGCGAAGCUUGCCAGGGAGGAGGAAGCUGUUACAAUACGGAUGGGUCUUAUACAUGCGUUUGUCCAGAUGGCUUCCUGCUCAUAGAUGGAAGAAGGUGUCAAGAUAUCAACGAGUGUGAAAAUUCAGAACUUUGCUCUCCAAAUGGGGAAUGUCUUAACACUGCUGGUUCAUUCCACUGUAUCUGUGACCAAGGGUUUACAACCACUCCUGAUGGGAGAUCAUGUGAAGAUGUUGAUGAAUGUACUAACAGCACGCUGUGCAGUCAAGGCUUUUGUGAAAAUGCCAAUGGUUCAUACCGCUGCCUCUGUUACCAGGGGUACCAGGAUUCAUUGGAUGGACAAGGUUGUGUGGAUGUAAAUGAAUGUGAAAUGCUGAGCGGGGUUUGUGGUGAGGCCCGGUGUGAAAACGUGGAUGGUUCAUUCCUCUGCCUGUGUGCUGAUGAUAACCAGGAAUAUGACCCAAUGACUGGGCAAUGCAAAUACCGCAACAUGCCAGAGCAUUAUGAUGAAGAAGUAAAGCAAUGCUACUAUAACCUAAAUAAUGUCAAUUUCUGUGAGAACGUACUGACUGUAAAUGUUAGCAAACAAGAAUGCUGCUGUACUUUGGGUGCUGCCUGGGGAGAUACCUGUGAGAUGUUUCCAUGUCCUGUUAUAGGAUCUGAUGAAUUUGCAGUGUUGUGCCCUGAGGGAAAAGGCUACAUCCCAUCCAAGGAAUCCCUUUAUGAGGGAAACGGCUUGACCUACCAAGAUGCUGAUGAGUGCAUGUUGUUUGGAAGUGAAAUAUGUAAAAAUGGCUUCUGCUUAAACACGGAGGCAAGCUUUGAGUGUUACUGCAAACAAGGCACAUAUUAUGAUCCUGUGAAGUUACAGUGUUUUGAUAAUAAUGAAUGUGAUGACCCCAGCAGUUGCAUUGAUGGUGAAUGUAUAAACACAGAUGGCUCGUACAGCUGUUUCUGCACUCGUCCUAUGGUUCUGGACUCUACAGGAAAGAGGUGUAUUAGGCCACAGGAUUUAGUCGAACCUACAGAGGAAACAGAUGUAUACCAAGAUUUGUGCUGGGAAAACCUCAGUGAAGACUAUGUAUGCAUUCGGCCUUUACUGGGAAGGCAAACUACUUAUACAGAAUGCUGCUGUUUAUAUGGAGUAGCAUGGGGAAUGCAGUGUGCACUCUGUCCAAUGGAAGGUUCAGAGGACCAUGCAUUACUGUGCAACCUCAGAGACACAAGAUUUAGGCAACCUUAUGGAGAAGAUGCCCUUGAAUUCCGAGACUAUUCAAUACACCCCGAUCCAUACAGCCUUCAAGAACGUGAAGAAAGUGACAAGUACGAGGAGCUGCAGGCUGAGGAGUGUGGCAUCCUUAAUGGAUGUGAAAAUGGUAGAUGUGUGCGGGUGCAGGAAGGAUAUACCUGUGACUGCUUUGAUGGAUACCACCUGGACAUCAUGAAGAUGACUUGUGUUGAUGUCAACGAGUGCAAUGAGCUGAACAGCAGGAUGUCUCUCUGCAAAAAUGCUAAGUGCAUUAACACAGAGGGCUCAUACAAAUGUGUGUGUCUGCCGGGCUACAGACCAUCAGAUAAACCCAACUACUGUACAGCAAUAAGCUCAGAGAGAGAUGACAGUGAACUGGAGUAGAACACCAGCAGCUCCAAUUUCUCAGCCCAUAUACUCUGCACUGUAUUAGGAAAGGAAGCUGUGUAAGUUACUUGAGAUGAAGGUUGAACCUCAAGCAAUGGUUUGGUAUGGAAGCAGCAUUAUCUGGAAGUAGAAUGUGAUGUCUGACUUAUUGUGCUUCAACUCUACAGACCAAAUGGACACAUUUUCUCUAAUGGAAGAAACCACCCAAGUAUAUAUAGUCUGAUCUUGCAUAAAUUUGUUGGUAAAUAGACAAAGCGAUGAUGAUAUUUUAAGCUGUUUAUUAUUAUUAUAAUUAUUUUGUACUAUUGCUUUAUUAACUUGGCAUUUUAUUAGAGGUGGGAGCAUUUUAUAACACUUAUGACGAUGCAGCAUUGGAGACUGUACCAUUUCAGAACUGUUGAGAACUCUUAUUUUUAUUUUAUUUUUGGUUUUUAGUUUACUACGUUACCUUGGUGCAGACACCCUGCAGGGCAAUUUUCUAUGGACUCUUUCACGUCGUUCUGCUACCACUUGUCUGGAAAUAUUUUUAUAAACUUCCGUCUGCCCUGUGGAGCAGGCAUCUUUUUGUUUUUAUUCUUCACUUUUUUUUUUUUAAGUCUUGGCUGGAAAAUCAUAUUGAUUUUUUUUACUCUGCCUUUGUCUUUUUCUGCACUUAAAACUCUUUUAGAACUUUUCUUGCCAAGUUUCAAAGCUGCUGGAGAAACAUUGCAUCCCGUAAUGUACAUUAAAUUAGAUCCAUAUGUUUCCUUGUCCAAAAUUUAAUUUGUAAAUUGAAUAUGAAAAAAAAACAAAA